CGUUUCCUGUCUGGGCGGAGGAGGUUUGGCCCUGCGAAGUUGCCGUCUCCCUGCGGCUGCGGCGAGCGUCAUGGCGGUGCUUCUCUCAAUGUCAGCGGCUCUGAGGCACCUUGUCGCCAGGAGCGGGAUCGCCGCGGCCCGCCUGUCGCCGGCCAGGUCACUGAGCACUUCCACAUGGCGGCUGGCACAGGACCAAACUCGAGACACGCAACUCAUCACAGUUGAUGAAAAAUUGGAUAUCACUACUUUAACUGGUGUUCCAGAUGAGCACAUCAAAACCAGAAAAGUUCACAUUUUUGUUCCAGCACGUAAUGCAAUGCAGGCAGGAGUUAACAAUACAAAGAAAUGGAAGAUGGAAUUUGAUAACAGGGAGCGCUGGGAAAAUCCUUUAAUGGGCUGGGCAUCUACAGCUGAUCCAUUAUCCAAUAUGGUUCUUACUUUCUCUACUAAAGAAGAUGCCGUUGCCUUUGCUGAAAAAAAUGGCUGGAGCUAUGAUGUUGAAGAGAAGAAGAUUCCAAAACCUAAAUCCAAGUCUUAUGGUGCAAAUUUUUCUUGGAACAAAAGAACAAGGGUGUCUACAAAAUAGGUUGGCAUUGGCUGUCUGACUGAAUAAAGUCAGCUGUGCUAUAUUUAUAGUCCGUGUAUAAUACAUCUCUUAAUCUCCUAAUAAAUUUGACCUUUAAAGUACA
Grus americana (Whooping crane) is the source of this 689-nucleotide messenger RNA. It is a transcript of the gene NDUFS4, whose product is annotated as NADH:ubiquinone oxidoreductase subunit S4. Gene Ontology annotation, biological process: electron transport chain. The record is from RefSeq and is a predicted model, not a curated record. Bases 71 to 586 code for a protein of 171 amino acids. NCBI's taxonomy places the organism in Eukaryota, Metazoa, Chordata, Aves, Gruiformes, Gruidae. The transcript has 5 exons.